CGGACUCAUUGGUUGCAGCUGGGCCAUGGUGUUUGCUGCUGGAGGCUUCGAGGUGAAACUUUAUGAUAUUGGACAACAACAGCUAACAAGUGCUCUGGAAAACAUUCGCAAACAAAUGAAGGAGCUGGAGGAGUCGGGAUUCCUGAAAGGAGCUUUGAGUGCGGAGCAGCAGUUGGCUCUCAUUAGCAUCUGUACAGACCUGAAUGCAGCAGUAGAGGGUGCUACUUUCAUUCAGGAGUGUACUCCAGAGAACCUGGAACUGAAAAGGAAGAUUUUUGGUCAGUUAGAUCUUAUUGUUGAUGACAACGUUAUCCUGAGCAGCUCGACCUCUUGUCUCUUACCCAGCAAACUGUUCACUGGCCUGAAGCAUGUUAAGCAGUGUAUUGUGUCACAUCCUGUAAAUCCACCUUACUUUGUGCCCUUGGUUGAAAUUGUUCCUCAUCCAGAAACAGAUCCUUCUACUACAGAAAGAACAUAUGCCCUGAUGAAGAAGAUUGGUCAAUCUCCUGUCAAACUAAACAGAGAAAUUGAGGGGUUUGUUCUGAAUCGGCUCCAGUAUGCAGUGAUAAGUGAAGCCUGGAGACUUGUGGGUGAAGGAAUAAUAUCUCCUACUGAUCUAGACCUUGUGAUGUCUGAUGGACUGGGAAUGCGAUACGCAUUUAUCGGACCACUGGAAACCAUGCAUCUUAAUGCAAAUG
This is a messenger RNA of Antrostomus carolinensis (chuck-will's-widow), 698 nucleotides long. RefSeq names its product crystallin lambda 1 (gene CRYL1). Gene Ontology annotation, molecular function: NAD+ binding; L-gulonate 3-dehydrogenase activity. The transcript is spliced from 5 exons. NCBI's taxonomy places the organism in Eukaryota, Metazoa, Chordata, Aves, Caprimulgiformes, Caprimulgidae. The record is from RefSeq and is a predicted model, not a curated record. Gene Ontology annotation, biological process: fatty acid metabolic process. The annotation marks the transcript as partial.